AUGGCUCUGUUCUCGAUGAUGCAGAGUGCACGCACUCUGGCGUUUUUUCUCGCGUGUUUGGUUGCACUGACUAACUGCGCAUCACUUAAAACCAUAGGAGUGCCGGCCGAAUCGCCAAAAAACGAGUGCGUGCCGGGUGACAAGGACACAGUAUGUACGUGCGAUCCCGCCGCUGGUGAAGAACCGCUCUCAGCAACUCUGUCGCAGGAAAAAAACGUCCUCAAGAUGGUCUGCAAACCCAAGAUGGCAUGCGCUCCAGAGGAGAUGCAGGACACUGUCUGCCAAGCGGAACAAACCGAACUGACCGGCUGCCAGCUCAAACUGAGCGACCUCCUUGCCGAAGACGCGACAAGCGUAGCGUGGGAGGCCGAGAAAGUGAAGGCGAAGGAGAACGGCGAGACAAAGAGCCUAACUAUUCCGACCCAGAAUUUUCCUUACUCCGAUCAACGAUUUGCUGUGGGUUGCACAGGAGAGAACAAGAAGUGCAAAGUUGUCGUCACUGUGGAGGCCAGGCCGACGGUGACAGACGGACAGACUGUCACGUGCGCGUACGGUGCCAGCAGCAAUACUUCUCACCAAGCUGUGACGCUGAGUCCAUCGAACAACAGCUUCACUCUGGUGUGCGGAGAGAAAGGAGACGUGUUGCCAGCGACUUACGAAACAACUUACUGCGUCUCAGGGUCGACUGACGCGGCAGAGACCUGCGAUGAGAAGUGGACGUCAGUUUUCGCUGAUUACGAUAGCAAGUGGUGGAAGAAUCCCGAAGGCACCAAUUCGUUUACACUUUCAAUUCCUACGGACAAGUUUCCGUCCGAGCAGAAGAAGGUUAUGGUCGGAUGUCAGCAGAAGCAGCCUAUGGAGGACCACAAGAAGACGGCGGCUGUAUCCGGUUCUGUCUGCCGCGUGGACGUGACAAUUAACGCUUCCUCUCCCCCGUCAUCGUCAGUGGCGUGGGGUAUGUUGCCAGGGCUUAUGGGGGGAUUUGUGAUCGCUGUUUUUCCUCGUCUAGUUUGA
This is a messenger RNA of Besnoitia besnoiti, 1014 nucleotides long. RefSeq names its product SAG-related sequence. NCBI's taxonomy places the organism in Eukaryota, Apicomplexa, Conoidasida, Eucoccidiorida, Sarcocystidae. The transcript has a single exon. The record is from RefSeq and is a predicted model, not a curated record. Gene Ontology annotation, cellular component: membrane. The coding region runs from base 1 to 1014 and encodes 337 amino acids.